AUCUUUACGUUGGACUAAAAACUAACGGCCAUAACCUAAGCCCUGCAAUUUUGCUGGAUAAAUUUAUACUUCAUCUAUUCCCCACCCAGUCGCAACCCUCCAUGGCCGCCGCCGCUGCGCCUGUUCUACCCACGUAUUCGCCCGCUCGUGAAGAUCCCUCUAAGCCGUUCUACAAGAAUCCACGUUUAAAGGCAUUCUCCUUCUUGCAGAAACCCCUUUUAAAACUCUGUUCCGCCACCUUCAAAUCCAUAGUCACGGCGGCGACACAAAACCCCAUCUCCGACGUCAUCUCAAACAAAGAAUCUGACCGUGAAAGCAAUCGAUUCGCUUCUUAUUUCACCUAUGAUGAUGGCGACAACGAGCAUCUCCGCGAAGAGUGCGGCGUCGUGGGAAUCUACGGCGACCCUGAAGCAUCCCGCCUCUGUUAUUUAGCCCUUCACGCGCUCCAACACCGCGGUCAGGAAGGCGCCGGGAUAGUAGCCGUCCACGACCAGGUUCUCCAGCACUUCACAGGCGUCGGGUUGGUCUCAGAUGUCUUCAGCGAGUCAAAACUCGACAAGCUUCCCGGCGAAUUAGCCAUCGGACAUGUGAGGUACUCCACAGCAGGCUCCUCAAUGCUAAAAAACGUACAACCUUUCGUCGCGAGCUAUAGAUUUGGGUCAGUCGGAGUUGCCCACAAUGGGAAUUUGGUCAAUUACCAAUCUCUUCGGGCCGAGCUCGAAGAAAGCGGGUCAAUAUUCAACACCACAUCUGACACAGAGGUGAUUCUUCACCUCAUUGCGAUAUCAAAGCAAAGACCUUUUAUUCUAAGGAUCGUCGAGGCAUGCGAGAAGAUUAAAGGGGCUUAUUCUCUGGUGUUUGUGACUGAGGAUAAGCUGGUAGCUGUUAGAGAUCCUUAUGGAUUUAGGCCAUUAGUGAUGGGUAGAAGGAAGAAUGGUGCUUGUGUUUUUGCCUCAGAGACUUGUGCUUUAGACUUGAUAGAGGCCACUUAUGAAAGGGAGGUUUAUCCGGGUGAAGUCAUAAUGGUUGACAAAGAAGGAGUUCAAUCCCUUUGCUUGAUGACUCAUCCCCAGCCCAAAUCUUGCAUCUUUGAACAUAUUUACUUUGCACUACCUAACUCUGUCGUUUUCGGUAGGUCUGUGUAUGAAUCUAGAAGCAGGUUUGGGGAGAUUCUAGCUACAGUGGCCCCUGUUGAGUGUGAUGUGGUUAUAGCCGUUCCUGAUUCCGGGGUAGUCGCUGCACUAGGCUAUGCCAAAAAAGCCGGAGUGCCCUUUCAACAAGGGCUCAUAAGGUCACAUUAUGUGGGGAGGACCUUCAUAGAGCCUUCUCAAAAGAUUAGAGAUUUUGGUGUGAAACUCAAACUAGCCACUGUGAAGGCAGUCUUGGAAGGCAAAAGGGUUGUGGUGGUUGAUGAUUCGAUUGUGAGGGGGACCACUUCUUCGAAGAUCGUGAGGUUGUUGAAGGAGGCGGGUGCAAAGGAGGUGCACAUGAGGGUCGCAAGUCCUCCAAUUAUAGCUUCUUGUUAUUAUGGUGUGGACACACCUAGUGAGGAUGAGUUGAUUUCCAAUAAGAUGUCUGUUGAACGGAUUAGGGAGUUUAUUGGUUCAGAUUCACUUGCUUUUCUUCCAAUCGAUAGUCUAAAAGAGUUCUUGGGGGAGGAGAGUGGGAGUUUUUGUUAUGCUUGCUUUUCCGGGAAAUAUCCAGUGGAUCCGAUGGGGAGGGUGAAAAAGGUUGGGGACUCUAUGGACGAUGGGUUGACUGGGAACAAGGAGGAAGUAGAAGUAACAGUCUAAACGCGAGGGAAGAAUAUGAGAAGCAAAUCAUGUUCAAGUCUUAGAGUUGUUUUGUGUUUGGAUUUGAAUUGGUAGUAUUACAUUCUGUUGUUAGAUUUUAUUGAUCAGAAGAGUGAGGAGAUCCCCAAGGGUGCAAUUUUGGAUGUUACUAACUUACAACUUACUCCCCCUUAUAUGUUAUUGUUUUCCCUUUUUCAGUGUGUGAAUGUGGGUUGCCACUACCUACAGAUCAAGAGAUGUUUUAACUUUUCAUCAGUAUGAAUCAAAGUUGACCUCAACUUUUACAA
Messenger RNA from Cuscuta europaea, 2080 nucleotides. The record is from the annotation of a GenBank genome assembly. NCBI's taxonomy places the organism in Eukaryota, Viridiplantae, Streptophyta, Magnoliopsida, Solanales, Convolvulaceae.